Messenger RNA from Nematolebias whitei (Rio pearlfish), 2228 nucleotides. RefSeq names its product pleckstrin homology-like domain family B member 1. Gene Ontology annotation, biological process: regulation of microtubule cytoskeleton organization. Gene Ontology annotation, cellular component: basal cortex. Lineage: Eukaryota; Metazoa; Chordata; Actinopteri; Cyprinodontiformes; Rivulidae. The record is from RefSeq and is a predicted model, not a curated record.
ACACUGAGAGUUUGGUCAAUGGGAAUCACCAGGCCAGGCCAUUCCGGUCCCCCCCAACUCCUGGAGGAAGGGUCCAGUCUGAGCACAGUGCAAUUGUCAGCUCCAUUGAGAAGGACCUUCAGGACAUCAUGGAUUCCUUAGUCAUGGAUGACCCUGAUCCUGAGCCCUGUUCAUCAGAGGCUAAAAAGCCUCCUGGAGCCCAGUCCAGUUCCCUCUCCCCCUUGUCACCUAUAGUUAAUGGAGGGGGGAGGCAUCUGUUAUCCCCUCCUACCAGCCCAGGGUCCAUGUCUGUAGGGUCCAGCUAUGAAAAUGCAUCUCCUCCUUUCUCCCCCCUCUCUUCCCCCUCAGCAGCCAGUAGUGGGAGCUUUACCAGCCCAUCUCCUUGUGGGGGACCCCAGGACCAGAGUUCUUCUCUGCCACCAGUGCCUACACGCUCCUCCAGCUACAACUUUACCACCCAGCCUCCUCUUUUUCCAAGGACCAUACUGCCUAAUUUCAGCAGUGCUGGCAUGGGCCAAAAGGUUCAGGAAAGCCCUAGGCUGCAGAGGAAGCUCCUAACAGAAGCUCCUUCAAGUCCCAAGCCAAACCACAGAGGACUCAACCAAGAUGGAUCAGAGAGCCCUCUACAGAUCUCUCUGUUGUCCUCCAGUGAAUCUCUCAGUGGUAGAAACAUUGUGCCAAGCAGUCCUAGAGUCACACCCAAAUUCUCUAACUGUCCAUCCCCAUCUCCUUCCAGUCCCAGGACCAAGACUACCUCGGUGCUCCAGGAAACACCUGCCAGUCCUUUUAGGGAGCAGACCAUUCUAGCAGAUCACUCCUUGAACUCCAGCCCCUCAAGGCAGCUUUCUCAACCCAGCAGAGCAUUUCAGCCUCCCCUAGACCCCAUUGUUCAUAUUAUCCAAGGAUCUCCACUCCAGCAGCAUCCACGUUCACUGCAGCCCCCUGAGAGCCCUCGCAUGGCCAGGAGGAACUUGGAGUUGAAUGGUGGCAGUGGAGGAAGCAGUAGUAUGAGAGAGCUGCCACCUCUAAGUCCCUCAUUAGCUCGGAGAGGAGUCCCAGUUCUUCCAGGAGCACUUCCAGGAACAAUCCCUACAUUGAGGACUCCAGAGAGCCCCUCAAAUCUGGGAAGAUUUGUCCCAGAGAGUCCCAGGCUUCGCCGCAAAACUGGGUCCACAACCGAGGAACCAUCUUGCAGUAGAGGGAUCAGAGCCCGCAGUCCGUCUCCUACUUCUAUGAUGAUGGAGGGUGGUAGUGGUGCGGGCAUACGGAAGGGGAGCUUUGGAAAUCCUCUGUCGCCUGCUUACAGUCUGGGAUCCCUACCUGGUUCAUCCCCUGUAGCCAGCCCCAGGACCCAGAGGAAAAUGUCUUCAGGGAGACCCCACCCAGGAAUGCGGGAGAGGAAGAACAGCAUCACAGAGAUUAGCGACAACGAGGAUGAAUUGCUGGAGUACCACCGACGUCAGAGAGAGGAGAGGCUCCGGGAGCAGGAGAUGGAGAGAUUGGAGAGACAGCGACUGGAGACCAUCCUGACUCUCUGUGCUGAAUAUAACAAAGGCGAGAGCCCAGGGCUGGACCCUCUGGGCUCUGGGAGGAUUGGUUUUCCUGGGAGCCCAGCUGACGGCUUGGCACGAAGGCCAUCUCUAGAGAAUGUCCUUGGAAAUAAUAGCCCGUUAUCGUCCUCGACCACGUUGCGCCUGGCACAGAAACAGAGAGAGAGCGACGAGGAGAACCUGAAGGAGGAGUGCAGUAGUACGGAGAGUACCCAUCAGGAGGUGAGGAUGUCCCCGGCUCCCUGCACAGCGUCAGCACAGCUCAAUGGAGAGCAACAGCAUGAAGACUCCUCGGGUCAUUCAGAGCUCGGUUAUCUGGAGGAUGAGAGGGUUCGUGUUCUGGCUCGGAUCGAUGAGUUCAAAACUCGGCUCACUGAGUUGGAACAACAACUUCAGGAGUCCAAACAAGAGGCAGAGAUGGAGCGAGCCUUGCUGCAGGGCGAGAGGGAGGCCGAGCUUGAGCAGAUAGAGGCUGAGUCCAUGGUCAUCAACCAGCUGCAGCACAAGCUCGAUGAGCUGGAGAAUGCCGUCCAGCGUGAGAAGGAUAAGGAAAGGGCUAAUGUUGAGGCUGAGCGCCGGGCCUUGCAGAGACUCCAGGAAAAGUAUGGCGAGCUGACGAACCAGCUUCAUAACUGUCCCGAGUCCCUGCGGGAACACUUGCAGGAACAGCUCAAAAGG